Messenger RNA from Onthophagus taurus, 1438 nucleotides. RefSeq lists its product as uncharacterized. Lineage: Eukaryota; Metazoa; Arthropoda; Insecta; Coleoptera; Scarabaeidae. The record is from RefSeq and is a predicted model, not a curated record.
AUGACAAGUUAAAUGUAAAAUUGAAUUGAUUAGUUUUAAUUUUUGAUAAACAAUGAACGACUCGAAUCGAGAUCAUCAUUUAAGAUUAAAAACCGCAACUAUUCACUGCCCGUGGACUUCAAACGCCCCGAUUACCGCAACGACGAGUUGCAAAACGGGCGGAAAAUGCUCAGAAAACUGUCACGUUCCACCUAAAACCCCCUCGAAUUACUCAUUAAGAACAUCAUCUUCGUGGUGUUUAAAAACGAAACCGACCAUAACUUAUUUUAACAAUUUCGUACGUUUGAUGCAGCUUUUCCCCGAAAUGCACCCGGCGAGUCUUCACACGGCCCUUUCUAUGUGUAAAAAUGAGUUCGUUUCGAGCGUUGAUCGACUCUUGUAUGUGAGAAAAUACAGAAAUGGAAAUGUUUGUAAUAAACGAGAAGAUUCUGGGGUUUUAAACAAAAAAAUACAAAGAAAGAAUCCUCACUUUUGUUAUUACCGAAAAUGUGAUGAGGAGUUGAACGAGGAAGUCGAGGAUGUUUUUGAAAGGGAAGUUGAAAUGAAGAGGACUGUGUAUAAUAAUAAUAAAUCAAAAAUUAAAUGUAAUAAAACCGUUAUAGAAAAAAAAGAAUUAACUUUACAAGUGUCGACGUCUGAAGAACAAGAAGACGUCGUUGUUGGUGAGGAAAUAGUUCAAGAUUUAUCACAAACGAAAUCGACCCGUUAACAAAUAAUUUUUUUUGUUAAACUUGUUAAAACUUGUUACGCAAUAUGGGUAAACAACCGUUAUUUACAAACCCAGUAAUUCAAUCACCUUGGACAAGCUCAGCCCCAAAGACGAUUGCUGUUAAAAAUAAGGUUAAAAUUCAAAAAGAUAAUGAAGAUAACAAUAUUCAUAAAUAUUUGGAUAGAUAUUCAUCGUUGUUUUCGAUAAAUUUCCCGUAUCAAAAAUUGGGUUUUCAAGCACACAGCGGUUCUUAUUACGCUUUUUACAAAUUGGCAAAAUACGAACUUAAAGAAUCAUCUGGUAGUUUAUUCAAAAUUCAAUUAAUACCAACCGCAAUAUCAUCCCAGGAUAUUCAACGUCAAAUACAACCUAGAUUUGAAUAUAAAUUGCAACAAAAAUUGCAAGGAAAAAUGAUUCCCAGUUCAACAAAGGCGCCUUUGUCAAUGAAUUCGUCGGUUGAAGUGAUUGAUAUAACGGAUGAUGGGGUUGCCACAAAUGUAGGUGAAAAUGUAAUUAAAUAUGGGAGGAGUGCUGGAAGAAAACAGAAAUCGCCGAAGAUGUAUGUUAAAAUCGCUCCAAAAGCCACAAUACUUGCAAAAAGCGAAUUAGAAAAAUUUAUGAAAUGAAAUGAUGGUGUGAAAAUGAAAAUGGGAUGAAUUUUACUUUAUUCUAGUUAUCUAUUUUGAGAGUGAUAGAUUUUGUUAUUUUUUUCUUAUUAUUAACUAACAA